This is a messenger RNA of Daphnia pulex (common water flea), 1597 nucleotides long. RefSeq names its product lethal(3)malignant brain tumor-like protein 3. The coding region runs from base 1 to 561 and encodes 186 amino acids. The transcript is spliced from 3 exons. Lineage: Eukaryota; Metazoa; Arthropoda; Branchiopoda; Diplostraca; Daphniidae. The record is from RefSeq and is a predicted model, not a curated record. Gene Ontology annotation, molecular function: protein binding.
AUGUCUAAAGACACGGUUCUGCUAUGCUGCGAGUGCGACACGACGUUCCACCGCUCGUGCCUGGCUUCACCACCGGCGUCUAUGCCCGACGGAUGUUACUGGGCUUGCGACGACUGCCGAGCCAACGAGUCGGUGGAGAAGACUCCGGUCAAGGACAGCUCGUCGGAAGAAGGCAAAGUUGAGAACAACAGCAGCAAGAUCUCGUCGUCAUCGUCGUUUCAGCCCUUGGCGCCAAUUAGUCUCGGUCCGUGGGUGUUUGGCACGCGCCAACUGGAACUCAAGGGCCCUCCGUUCGAGUGGAAUUGCGUCCCCAAUCCCGACCCGAGUAUUCCCGACGCUUCGCUCUGGACUUCGGAAGACGUUCAAAGUUACUUCAGCCGGCUGGGAUUCGAAGAGCAGGCCGCUCUGUUGCGCCACAAUGAAAUCGACGGUCCGUCCCUGUUGCUGAUGAAGAGAAACGACGUCGUCGGCAACAUGGGAUUGAAGCUGGGCCCGGCCGUCAAGAUCUACAACCACAUUCGCCGUCUGCAGACACGUCGCGACGAUCUGAUUUACGCUUAAGCCAAUUGUAGAAGAAAAACCGUCGCUAAGUUUGCAACAUUUCCCUUCCACCUUUCUCCUCUCCUCACCAACAUUUUUGAAACUUGGAACAAGAAAGCCGGAAGAAGAAGAAGACAAAAAUCCCCCAAAAUGCAAUGAAAUCUCGACGCCGAUCAAGUUCAAAACAAGCAGACGUGGAAUUGCAUAAUCAUCUUUUCGUUAUUCCUUUCUUGUUGUAAUAAUCGUCACACAUUUACAAUAAAGGGAAAAACGAAAUAAGCUGCCCACAAUAGUUCAGUUUCAGUUCGAAUUCCAGCGAAGCGGCUACAUACACGCAUGAUGAGAAACACUUACACACAGACAUACGCACAUCACACUCGCGCGCGCGCGGCAAUUGCACACACACACACACACACAAACCAACAUUUUCUCGAAAAAAUCAGAAAUAUUCGUCUGCGCCCAAAAGAAAACCAGAAAACCAACGACACGAAAACGCGCAACUCAAAAUGAAACGGGGGAAGGAACACGGAAAUAAUAAUGAAACGGUUGGGAGGAUUGGCCACGACGAUGAAGAGAAUAAUAAUACAAUCAUUAAUGAGUGGGGGAUCGAACGCGCUGACAGUAUGAGGCUGAGAGACAUGAGCCAACGGAAAUCGGUUGUAAUCGUUCAGAAACACAAAUGAAACUCGACGGUUUUUAAAAAAAAAAAGAAAACUUAAGUACAAAGUUGAAAUCGCCCCGAGGAAGGCCUUUCCGGUUUCCGUGUUUUGUUUUCUUAAAAAAAAAAACAAUUAUCGCACAAAACAACGAAAUAAAUAAAUUACAAAGUUAAAAAUAAAAUCCCAAAAUUACAGCGUGCCAUUUUUUUUGUUUUAGUUAUUUGUCUUCUCGUGACGGGAAUGAUAUGGCAGAAUGCAGAAUGUUGGUGUGGUGUGAGCUGCCUUCGAUAAUAACUGACGUGGGGCUCCGUAAAAAAGCGCACAAAUUCGGUACGGUAUGGUAAUAAAAAGCGGAACACUGAAAAUAAUCGGUAUUUGCGGGAAUUUUUGUCUUUUUU